Messenger RNA from Salvelinus sp. IW2-2015, 2180 nucleotides. NCBI's taxonomy places the organism in Eukaryota, Metazoa, Chordata, Actinopteri, Salmoniformes, Salmonidae. The record is from RefSeq and is a predicted model, not a curated record.
GAGAUCAGUAAACUCGUAGACGAUGACUAUGCAGUGUUUCGUKUGGAAAUAACUCAAAGCCAGAAAGAAAACAGGKCAUUACGGAGRAAACUACAGCUACUGGAACUGAAGGCAGCACGGGAGCGCGCAGAGAGGACAGUGCGAGAGCGAUACAGAGGAAUGGCAAGAGGUGAAGGACAUCUCACUGGAGGCCACAGGAACGUUGUAAAGCCAUCGGGAAACAACGGGUGGAGAAAUKACCAACCCAUAGCUAUAGAUGAGGGGAGUGAACCCUCAACCCAGCAUGUUAUUGUGAUAGAGUCUGCAGAUGCAGAGGCUGCAGGUCCUGGGGUCAAGCAGGAGAGGUCUGAAGGACAGGAGGACGUAGGUCACUGCAGAGACAUCCAGACUGGAUCGCCCCCUGAAGCCACGGAGGACCUCGCUGCCGCCGCGCCCCAGCCCAGGACCCGACGCAGCAUCAUGGAGGUCAGUGGAACGCCGAACGCCGUCCUCAAGUCCGAGACAGACAACGAGACUUUAACUGUAACACACAGYCUCUUACACACAGGAUCUGACCACAGAUCAGACCCAGAGASACUUUGUCUGGGGAGACUGGGCUGUUCUCCUGCUCCUGGCUCAGAGUAUUUACCAGUAUUUCACCAGAGCCAGAAGACUGUUCAUUCCUGUGGAGAUGGUAAUGCGUUAGACACUGAAGUUGAUGAUCUGUCUUGUUCUUACACUACAGAGAUGGACCAUGGCAACAUAUCCUUGGGUUUAGAGAGACAGACUGAUCUGUCUAGAGGGGACUGGAACCAGUACAGUAGUAGUGUAUACUCUGAAGGGUGCCUAGAUAAGAAAGGGGAGGGUCUGGUUGUAGAUGACGUGACUGUGAAAGUUGAGAGUGAUGCUCUUCUGAUAUGGAAUGCAGACGAGACUCACUUAAGAGAAGGACACUCUCAGGGCAUCAGUAGUGACUUCUUAGACUACAGGGAAAGCUUAGAGACAAAUCUAAACGUCCCAACCCACUCCUCUUUACACGUGUUCAGGGAUCGCGACCCAGUGUCCACGUCGAUGGGGCCUUCCGAUUCACACAGCCACAUCCUUUUAGAUCAGGAAUUGAACUCAAACGACAGGGCUACAGACCAGACUGAGGGAGGGGGUGCAACAUCAGGCAAUAGUAAAGAGAAACGGUUCCUCUGCAUGUUCUGUAACAAAAGCUUCAGCUGCUCCCAGAAUGUGGAGAUCCACCAGAGGGUCCACACAGGGGAGAAACCCUUCAGCUGUACCCAGUGUCACAUGCGCUUCACCCAGGCUGGCACCCUGAAGAGGCACCAGAGGGUCCACACAGGGGAGAAACCCUUCAGCUGUACCCAGUGUCACAUGUGCUUCACCCAGGCUGGUCAUCUAAAGAGGCACCAGAGGGUCCACACGGGAGAGAAGCCGUUYGCCUGUACGCACUGCAGGAAGAGGUUCUCUGAGAGGAGAUGCCUCAGGAUACACCAGCAGAAAAACCAUUCCACUCUAUAACAUAGAAAGUGUUGGAUUCGGGGUUAAACUUGGAACAUUGUUAUACUCAGAAGUAUAGGAACAUUAGUUACAAAAGAGACAUGAGGGGUGCCAUAAUGAAGUUUGGGAGGGGCUGAGUGCAGGGAAAACAAUCGCAUGUGACAGUACUGGUAAGGGGAGAAACCGUUGAAGGCUMAUAUCACUUAGUUCCCUGCUUAGCAAGAAUGAUGCAAUGUUUUGAGAUAAGGAGGAGACUCCACCCAAAGUGGAGUACCACCACRGGGGAAGCCAUGACUGUGUCGGAAUUACAGCUGUAUCGACCCUUUGGGAAGAAUUAAACUUGGUUAARSUYCUCUAGUGUCCGUGAGUUAUUYACUCAAAAUUAGAACAUAACAAAAGUAACCAUUCCACUCGAUAGCUUCUGACAUUUAGAYCCUGCAUUCAAGGUAGACUCUGCGAGAUGACAUAGAUGUACAAAGUAAACAGCAGCAGUGGGUCAAUUUCCACAACAACUAAGGAGUGUUGAAGUGCAAGGCUCAGACAUUGUAGGAUAUAUAAGCCUAAAAAGUAUAUUGCAUAGUGUUUGUACUGUGUAGGCCAGUGUUUACCAACUCCAGUCCCCCAACAGUACACAUUUACAUUGUAGCCCCGGACAAGCACACCUCAUUCAACUCAGAGGGCUUGAUGAUUAGUUG